Colletotrichum abscissum is the source of this 498-nucleotide messenger RNA. RefSeq lists its product as uncharacterized. Lineage: Eukaryota; Fungi; Ascomycota; Sordariomycetes; Glomerellales; Glomerellaceae. The record is from RefSeq and is a predicted model, not a curated record. The transcript has 2 exons. The coding region runs from base 1 to 498 and encodes 165 amino acids.
AUGCUGCUGCUCCACCUCCUGAUGGCCCAGCUCGCCGUUGCUGCUGCUUCACGGUCCAAUGCUUCAGUGGAGUUACCCACCCCAAAGAGAACCCCCAGCCGUUUACUGCGUAGUGCGGCGUACCGGUGCAGACACCAUGGCAACUCCCCUCGGCGACGACUUCACCACCUCACCUCCGAACCACGCCACCGGGCUCCCGUCCGGGAGGUUCGAGUGUUCAUUGCGUUCCCAUUGCCGCUCAAUUGCAAACAAACUAAGGCACGUCUUCACGCCAUCCAGCAUCCAGCAAAUCAAGGGCAAACCGCCUUGCAGUUGAUCAUGUCUCCGAAUCACGGUGACCGAUUGGACAUGGAAACACCCCCUUGGACGAUGAACCGCCGGUCCUGCUUCUCGCCGCUUCAUGGACCGCAUAUCCCUCCUACCCCUUCUCCAGUGAUGCGCGAAUAUGACGAACGGAUAUACCAAUUUGCCCACACAUUACGCAUAAUCAGUUCAUGA